GUCUAGCUUAUUUCUGGUCUGUUAUUUGCCUACUGAAGCUUCCCAUUUUGCCGUUUCACUUUAUUUUGAGAAUAAGAAAAAGAGCGCGACAUAUAUACAAACAUAUGUAAAUUCUUCCUAAUAAAAAUCAAAUUGGCUGCUGGCUGCCGCUUCUAUAUCUGUUUUCUGUUAAAGGGUCUCUUUCUUAUUUAUCAGUUUUCCCCUUCUCUUUGCCUCAGAUGGAUCUCACCUCUCUCUGAUACGACAAGGGGCUUUAACUUGCGUCAUCCGCACGAAGAGGUUUUUCCAACUAUAGGUGAGUGACUCUUUUCAACUACCAGAAGUUCAUUUCAAUUCCCAUGUUUUACUUUCUCUCCAGAACUCUUCUCCACCGGAGAUGCACUGUCACAGGUUCAACCGCUGCCCAAAGGCUGUCUUUGCUUCAAAAACUCCCAUUUAGCCAAUUUUCUCCCAAACCCAUCUUAGCAAAAGUAAAUCAGCACUCAUCGGUAAUCUCAUACCUGAUAAACGCGUGCGGGUUGUCUCCAAAAUCUGCUCUUUCAGCUUCCAAAAAACUCCAUUUCGAAACCUCUGAUCGACCAAACUUGGUCCUUAGUUUUUUCAAGGACCAUGGACUCUCACGAACCCAGAUCUCAAAAAUCAUUGGGAGAACUCCAGAAUUACUUCUUUACUACCCUGAGAAAACCCUUCUGCCCAAGUUUGAAUUUUUUUACUCUAAAGGAAUUUCAAGUUCUGACCUUGCUGCCCUUAUGUAUACUUGUCCUAGAGUUAUUAUAACGGGCUUGGAAAGCAAAAUAGUCCCUAGUUUCAACUGUCUUGAAGAGCUGCUUAAGUCUAAAGACAAGGCCAUUGCUGCCAUUAAGCACUUUCCGUUUAUUCUUUGUCAUGAUAUUGAAGGCCAAGUUGCCAUUUUGCGUGAUCAUGGAGUGCCUGAUCCUAAUAUUGCUCUGUUUGUUCGAAGAUGGCCUCAUUUAUCAAUCUCAAAUCCAGAUAAAUUUAACCAGACUGUUGAGGUAGUGAAAGAGAUGGGUAUUAAUCCUUUGAAGUCACAAUUUGUUAUAGCAAUUGUUGCCGUGAAGAAAAUUGGGAAGGACAUAUGGGAAAGGAAGGUUAACCUUUAUAAGAGUUGGGGUUGUUCUGAAGAACAGAUUAUUGCAUCAUUUACAAAGUUUCCUUGGUGUAUGAUAGCAUCCGAGAAUAAAAUUUCUUCCGCAAUGGACUUCUUUGUGAACAAAAUGGGUUGGGAGGCAAAUGCUGUUGUGGAACGUCCAAUACUUAUUUCCUUGAGCUUGGAAAAGAGGAUUCUUCCUAGGGCUCCUGUACUUCAAUUUGUGUUAUCAAAAGGUUGGCUCGAGGAGAAAGUUUCUAAGGUGGCUUGGAUGUUUACAUGUCCUGAAAAACGUUUCGUGCGGAAGUGUUUGACUUGGCAUAAAUAUGAGCCUCAGCUAUUGCAGAUGUAUAGAGAUAAGUUGGAUCUUUGUAAGGUGAGAGAAGGAUCAAUAUGAAGGUGAGAGAAGAGGCACCACUUGCAUACUGUUUACAUCAUGAAUAUGAUACCCCAAUGGACUUCUGUUUUCCUUUUGUUAUGUAAUCACUGCUCCUGAGUGCCUCGGCUGGGAGCCAAGAAGUUCAUUCUUUCCUUCAUUGUUACUUGCAGUUCAGUGCAUCUUUAGUGACUUCAGAAAAGUUCCUUAAGAAUUUGUGUGCAGCUAUGAAGAGAAAACUCCUGAGCUAUUAAAGCUAUGUGAAUUUCCACCUUAGUAUUCAGAUUUUUAUUUUCUUGUUAAUUUGAUUUAUAGUUGAAUUCUUUUGCUUCAUUUGGAAUGGAGUUCAAGUUGCAAGCUUUUUCUGAUUUUCUUGUUUCUUAUGUUGUAAUGCUUGAGGGCAGUCGGCUCCAUAUUCAUCUUUUGUACUAAAUACAAUGUUGAAUUGUUGAACGUGGGAAGCUAAAAUCAUGAAGCUAUUGCUACUU
Molecule: messenger RNA, 1972 nt
Organism: Theobroma cacao (cacao)
Lineage: Eukaryota; Viridiplantae; Streptophyta; Magnoliopsida; Malvales; Malvaceae
Product: transcription termination factor MTERF8, chloroplastic-like
Biological process (GO): regulation of DNA-templated transcription
Molecular function (GO): double-stranded DNA binding
Source: RefSeq, a predicted model, not a curated record